AUGAGGUCAGUGGAUAAUUCAGCCACUGUGUGCGUCCUCACGGCCCAUUUGGGCGCAGGUGUCCUGCGAAGAUUGAUGCGACCGGAAAAUGGAUCUAUGGAGGAAUGCAGGCAUGAGGCCAUGGCUAUCUCAGGUACAGCUUUAUAUCCAGGGCAGCAGCAAAUUAAUAAUCCCACUCCUAUUCCUGUCCUCAACGUCACUCUCACACUCUUCAUAAUACAACCGUCAACAGAAGUGGCGGAAGAGAAUGCAGUGAAGAAUGCUCAUGGAAUGCGAUCGACAGAGCCGUAUAGCAUGAGCAUGAAUGCAAUGGUACUGAAGUUGAAACGCUCGAUUAUGACGAAAUGA
This is a messenger RNA of Echinococcus granulosus, 348 nucleotides long. RefSeq lists its product as hypothetical. NCBI's taxonomy places the organism in Eukaryota, Metazoa, Platyhelminthes, Cestoda, Cyclophyllidea, Taeniidae. The transcript has 2 exons. The record is from RefSeq and is a predicted model, not a curated record. Bases 1 to 348 code for a protein of 115 amino acids.